This is a messenger RNA of Malania oleifera, 1624 nucleotides long. RefSeq names its product protein REVEILLE 6. The transcript is spliced from 9 exons. The record is from RefSeq and is a predicted model, not a curated record. Lineage: Eukaryota; Viridiplantae; Streptophyta; Magnoliopsida; Santalales; Ximeniaceae. Gene Ontology annotation, molecular function: DNA binding. Bases 240 to 1274 code for a protein of 344 amino acids.
AUUUGAUUUUCGAGAAAUACGAGGGCGCGUUCGUCAUUAAAAAGUGUGGAUUCGUAGAUGGCUGAGUAAGGCAGAAUAUAAUUGGGCAAUUCGCAUAGUUUCCUGAAGCGUAACACACUGUAAUCAAGCCCUACAAAAGCUUCCAUAAAUAAAAUCUCGGCCAAACACCCUCUCCGGUACGCACAUUUUCCGAACUAGCUUGAGAACGAAGCAGCGAGCGGUGAGUAGAGCCACCACCUAUGGUGUCUGUGAACCCUAACCCGCCCGAAGGCUUCUACUUGGACCCCACUGGCAUGGCUCUCACCGGUCUCGGACCCUUCGCAGCCUCCCUGCCGUCGUCCACUGCCCCUACCACCGCCACUGCCACUGCCACCGCCACCGCGACCGCCACCGCGACGUCUCCUUUGGAUGAUCCCGCAAAGAAGGUCCGGAAACCCUACACCAUCACCAAGUCCAGGGAGAGCUGGACAGAGCCCGAGCACGACAAGUUCCUCGAAGCUCUUCAGCUAUUUGACCGUGACUGGAAGAAAAUUGAAGCAUUUGUUGGUUCAAAGACAGUUAUUCAGAUACGAAGCCAUGCACAAAAGUACUUUUUGAAGGUUCAGAAGAGUGGGACAAAUGAACAUCUACCUCCCCCUCGACCGAAAAGGAAAGCCUCUCAUCCUUAUCCUCAAAAAGCCUCAAAAAAUGCUCCUGUGCCCUUGCAAGCAAUGGGACCUGCUAUUAUUGAAAGUGGAUAUGUUUUGAGGUCUGAUACCUCAUCGAUGGUUAGGAAUCCUAUUCCCAGUACUGCUGCAUCUACAUUGACAAACAACUCUUGUCCAACAGCAGUCAGUUUAUCAAACCCGACUAAAGGCGAUAUGAGAUCUACUGGGUCAGCAAUGACAAAUAACUGUUGCAGUAGCACUGAGAGCACUCCAAGAGCACGGCCAAACACUGAAGCAACUGACCAAUUGUCCCAUGGCCAUACAUUGAGAGUUCUACCGGAUUUUGCUCAAGUGUAUAGCUUCAUUGGCAGCGUCUUUGACCCAAAUGUUACUGGUCAUUUGCAGAAACUGAAAAAGAUGGAUCCAAUAGAUGUUGAAACAGUAUUAUUGUUGAUGAGAAACCUUUCCAUUAAUCUGUCCAGCCCUGAUUUUGAGGAUCAUAGAAGGCUGCUUUCAUCUUGUGAGAUUGACUCCGAGAAGGCUACCUGUGGUGGUUUAGAUAAAUUCCUUAACGAGGAUCUAUCUAAGUGCAGUACUCGAUUGGGGAUAAAGGGCAACAAUCUGUGAGCUACGGUUGGAACAUGGUGUUGACAAAAUUUUGCUGGUCCGUAAAGUGACGUUGCUCAUCAGAAGAUCAGAAGCUGCACAGUGAAGGGAUUCUCAUCUUUCUCAGCUGUCAUGUAUAUAGUGAAAGAGAGGAAAAGAGACUAUAUAUGUAUGUGUAUAUAUAUAUAUAUAUAUUAAAAAAGAAACGAUGUAAUGGAGGGAAUGUAAAGCUGGUGCUUUAAGUGGGGUUUUCCAGAGGCCAUCUAUCCUGUAUAGAACUGGAUUUCUGUAAAUUCAAGUUUUGACCUAGCAGUGGCUGUUUCUGGUUAUGGGUUUCUUUCAUAUAUAUAUAUAUAUUGGCGUAAUGUUUC